Messenger RNA from Pantherophis guttatus, 3241 nucleotides. It is a transcript of the gene HTR1A, whose product is annotated as 5-hydroxytryptamine receptor 1A. Gene Ontology annotation, cellular component: plasma membrane. Lineage: Eukaryota; Metazoa; Chordata; Lepidosauria; Squamata; Colubridae. Gene Ontology annotation, biological process: adenylate cyclase-activating adrenergic receptor signaling pathway; regulation of behavior; positive regulation of MAPK cascade. Gene Ontology annotation, molecular function: G protein-coupled serotonin receptor activity. The record is from RefSeq and is a predicted model, not a curated record.
UGCAGCCAACAGUGCAGCCAGUACCAAUGUGAAAUGUGUUGGAUAAGUGGAGGGAGAAGAUGCAGUUUUGUCCACUCUCUUACACACCCGGAGGUGUGGAGUCCCAACUCUAGAAUGAGGGUUGGGAGUAUUGAGAGUCGUAGUGCGAUACCUGUGAAAGGUAUCAGUUGAGGACGGUUGCCUUAUUUGCUGGCGACUUAACUUUUGCUCUGAGGAAUGAUUUGCCUUCCUUUACACUGGUUAGAAGUUUGGGAGAAGUGAAGGUAAAAGCGAGGGACUGAGUGCUGGAGGCUCGAAACUCUGUUUCGGGUUUAGUUUCCCCUUCUGAAUGGAGAGAGGGUCUCUUUCUUAGUCGUUUCACCAGGCGUGCUGUUCCACAUUCUACUGAUAAAAAGGAACCAUCGCUUGGAGUGUAAUGCAACCCAGAGAGAAAUACCUAUUCACACCCAUAAGGUGUGUUUGCCGGAGGAGUAGUCGAUGGGAGGAUGUGGAGUGGAAACUGAAGAAAAGAUGAAGGGGGCAAAGUGGAGAAACAUAAAAAAACCCGGGAAGAUUUGGAAGUGAAGAACUGGGAUUGAGAUGAAAGAAAGGACAGAAGGAAACAAAACAAGAACCUAAUAGCAAAAGGUAGGAGAACCUCAAAGACUGAAAGAGAAGGAAAGUUACCAACUGAGUGGCGGGUGGAGUGGGUGCUAGAGAGGAAAGGAGAAUCGAAGAGAAAGGGAGGGCAGAGCGAAAGGAGCCCGGAACAGCCCGGGAGCUACAAAAGCGGGGGGCGGGGGGCGCAGCUGCAGAGAGAGAGAGACGUCGGCGACAGCAGCAGCAGCAGCAGCAGGGCUAAAGAACGGGAGCAGGAGCGAGGAAGCCGAAGGGGAGGGAGGGGGCCGAAAGGGGAGAGAAGAGAAAGGAGGCAAAAGAAGCGAAGGGGCAGCCGAAGGAGGACAAGAUGCAUCCGGACGAAGCCUCAGCCUCAGCCAGGACGGAAAGACCGACGGGGAGUCGGGGAAAAAGAAAGCUGAGCAAGUGAGAGUUAUUCGAGGAGGGCGAAGCAGCCGGCUGGAGGCAAAGAGAGGGCAAGAGAGUUCUUCGGGAAGGGCGAAGCGGAACCCCGAGCAGCAAGUGGGUGCCGUCGGAGAGCGGAGCGCUCGGCGCCGUCGGUCCCAGAGCGCUCAGACUGGGACGCGCGAUGCAACCGGCGCGGCGCUGCCACUGUGACCGGGGCUCUCCCGAGGAGCUGGACGUGGCGAGCCCGGCCGCUCCCUCGCUAUAGCUCAUUAAGGGACACGUCAUCCAGGCAGGCGGCCGCCCUUCGCCUGUCCCGUCGGGGGGCCAUGGUGACCCUCGGGAGGAGCUGCCCGCCGCUGCCAGAGCCGGAGUGAAGGCGCUGCCUUCUUGCCCGCCCCUCUCGCCAUGGAGCUAUCCAACGGCACGGCGGCGGCCGGCUUCAGCGAGCCGACCGGGUCCCCAACCCCGCCGCCCUCGGGGUCCCCGGCCAGCCUGGGCUAUCAGCUGGCCACGUCCGUGGUGCUGGGCGCGCUGAUUCUCUUCGCCGUGUUGGGCAACGCGUGCGUGAUCGCGGCCAUCGUCCUGGAGCGCUCCCUGCAGACGGUAGCCAACUACCUGAUCGGCUCGCUGGCCGUCACCGACCUGAUGGUGUCGGUGCUGGUGCUGCCCAUGGCCGCCCUCUACCAAGUGCUGGGCAAGUGGACGCUGGGCCAGGCGAUGUGCGACCUCUUCAUUGCGCUCGACGUGCUGUGCUGCACCUCGUCCAUCUUGCACCUGUGCGCCAUCGCCCUGGACCGCUACUGGGCCAUCACCGACCCCAUCGACUACGUCAACAAGCGGACGCCCCGCCGGGCCGCCGCCCUCAUCAGCCUCACCUGGCUGAUCGGUUUCCUCAUCUCCAUCCCGCCCAUGCUGGGCUGGCGGACGCCCGAGGACCGCUCCGACCCCAACGCCUGCACCAUCAGCAAGGACCCGGGCUACACCAUCUACUCCACCUUCGGCGCCUUCUACAUCCCCUUGUUGCUCAUGCUGGUCCUCUACGGGCGCAUCUUCAAGGCGGCCCGCUUCCGCAUCCGCAAGACGGUCCGCAAAGCAGACAAGAAACAGCCGCCCUUGUUGCCCGCAGCGCCGGGGGAAAAGGUGGCCGACACUUGCCUGUCCCACUCGCCGGCCAGACGCACCAACGGCGGUCCCCAGCAGGAGCAGCGGCGGCGGCAGCAGCAGCAGCAGCAGGCAGCGGCGGCCAAGGGCAGGAGGAGCGCGGCGGAAGCCAAGGGGGCGCCCUGCGUCAACGGGACCCUCCGGCCGGGGGAAGGCGGCUGGGUGGCCGCCUCGGCCCUGGAGCUGCGAGAGGUGACGCCGUCCAACUCGGCCAAGAGCCUCAUGCUGCCCCUGCCCAACCACCCCCUCCCCGACGCCGCCUCGCCGGCCCCCGAGCGCAAGAACGAGGCCAAGAGCGCCGAGGCGAAGCGCAAGAUGGCCCUGGCCCGCGAGCGGAAGACGGUCAAGACGCUGGGCAUCAUCAUGGGCACCUUCAUCCUCUGCUGGCUGCCCUUCUUCAUCGUGGCGCUGGUGCUGCCCUUCUGCGAGGUCGGCUGCUCCAUGCCGGAGUGGCUGGGCGCCGUCAUCAACUGGCUGGGCUACUCCAACUCCCUGCUCAACCCGGUCAUCUACGCCUACUUCAACAAGGAUUUCCAAAGUGCUUUCCAGAAGAUCGUCAGGUGCAAGUUCUGCCUGUCCUGAGACGGGGCGGACGGCGGCCGAGUUUGCCGGGAAAGCUUCAUCUCCUUCGGCUCCACGGACUUGGGCGAGCCCGAGCUUGUUUCGUUGGCGGAACCUUCUUGCCCUCCUUCUGCGGGACCGGAAUUCUCCGCCUCGUUUUCUCGGGGCCCCUUGGCUUUGGGGGUGGGAAGGGGUGGGAAAGAGAGCGUCCUUGGGGGUCGCCGCAUGGCUGGAGGCUCCUGGCGGCCUUGGGGUCCGAACACAAGCAAGGCUAGCGCGGGCCGAGAUCUCUGACCCUGCGCUCUCUCUCUCUCUCUCUCUCUUUUUUUUUGCUCUCCGUCCUCUUCCUUUCCGAGCUACUUCUCCCGCAAGACGGCUCUGGAAGGUAGGAGCCCCCGGUGGAAAAGCUGACUGUCCCUUUUGAUUUCUCUGUUUCUGUCGGUCCCGGUCUCGACUCCUUCUCGGAGUUUACUUCUUACUCCAGGCUUGAGAAUCUGACUCUGGAGACCGGGAA